AUAUUAUUCACAUGCCAUACAAUAUACCCAUUAAAAAUGUAAACUUAAAGUAUAUUUAGUAGUUUAGUAUAUUCAUGCAGUUGUGCAAUCACUACAGUUCUAGAACAUUCUUCCCCUGGCCUGCCAAUAUUCCAUUGUCUGGGUGUACCAUACUUAUUUAUCCAUUCAUUAGUUAGACAUUUGGUUUUCUGCCUUUUCAUGAUUAUACAUAAUUGCGACUAUCAACAUUCAUGUAUAAGUUUUUGUUCAGAUACAUGUUUUCAUUUCUGUUAGGUAUCUACCUGGGAGUGAAAUAGUGAAAUUGCUGGGUCAUAUGAUAAUUUUAACUUUUUUUUUUUGUAAUGGGGAUUGAACUAGGAAAACACAUAGCUACAUCUCCAGCCCUUUUUAAAUUUUGAGAAAGACUGUUACUACAUUGUCCUGGCUGGCCGCAAACUUGCCACCCUCCUCCCUCAGUCUCCCAAGCAACAGAGAUUACAAGAAUGCACCACCACACCUUGGCUCUAUUUAAUCUUUGGAAGAACUGUUGUUCUAUUUUCCAAAGCUGCUGCACCAUUUUACAGUGCCAUCAUCGGAGUAUGAAGGUUCCAAUUUCAACAUCCUUGCUAGUACUUGUUAGUGGGUUUUUUUGUUUCUUUUGUUUUAGCAUCCAAUCUGGGGCAUUGCAUAUGGUAACCAAGGUAUCUAUUACUGAGUUAUACCUCCAGUCUUUCUUUUUUUGUUUUAAUUAUAGCCACUCUGGUUGAGUUUGAAGGGGCAUCUUGUGUUUUCCUGAUUGGAAACAAUGUUGAGCAUCUUUCCAUGUGAUUGAUUACUGGCUAUUUGUAUCUAUCUUUCUUAGAAGAAUGUCUAGGGAAAUCUUUUGCUCAUUUAAAAAUUGGAUUACUUGCUUUUUAAAAAUUUAUUGAAAGAUUCAGUACAAGGCUUUGAAGACAGGAAUAACGUACUCUAUCAGUUGGAGUCAGCUAAGCAAAAAAUGGGAAAUAAAUAUUAUUUAUCCCUGUUUUACAGAUGAUAAUGUCCAGUAGUUCACAGUGAGUGGCAGAGCUAAAGUUCAAGCCAAAUUUGACUCCAGAGGCCAUGCUUCUAGUACUAACCAAGAGUGGAUAGUAGUUUCCUGAAUCCAUCUAGCUUAGUCCCUUUUUCCAAUUCUAAAUUACAAUACAUUACGUGCUUAAAAAAAAAACUUGCCCCGUCUACCUUUCUUGAGAAACUUCCAUCCAGGCGCCGGCAGGUGGCGCUGGGGCUCCGUGUGACGCUCUAUCUGGUGAGCGCAAUUCUGUAGUCCCGGGCCUCUGGGGCCACCGCCGCACUUCCGGGCGCCGAUUCAGUGAUGAAUUCCUUCUCCUGCCUCACCAGGAUGCAGAAGGUCUCAGUGUUACUCUUCCUGGUCUGGGUCUGUUUCUUCUUCUAUGCUGGGAUCGCCCUCUUCACCAGUGGCUUCCUUCUCACCCGUUUGGAGCUCACCAACUACAGCAGCUGCCAAGAGCCCCCAGGCCCUGGGUUCCUAGCAUGGGGGAGCCAAGGGAAACCUGGGGCCUGCUGGAUGGCUUCCCGGUUCUCCAGAGUUGUGUUGGUACUGAUAGAUGCUCUGCGAUUUGACUUUGCCCAGCCCCAGCGGUCACAUACAUCUGGGGAGCCUCCUGUCUCCCUGCCUUUUCUGGGAAAAUUAGGCUCCUUGCAGAGGCUUCUGGAGAUUCAGCCCCACCAUGCCCGGCUCUAUCGAUCUCAAGUUGAUCCCCCCACCACCACCAUGCAGCGCCUCAAGGCCCUUACAACUGGCUCACUCCCUACCUUUAUUGAUGCUGGCAGUAACUUCGCCAGUCAUGCCAUCCUAGAAGACAACCUCAUUAAGCAGCUCAACAGUGCAGGAAGGCAGGUAGUCUUCAUGGGAGAUGACACCUGGAAAGACCUUUUCCCUGGAGCUUUUUCCAAGGCUUUCUUCUUCUCAUCCUUCAAUGUCAAAGACCUACACACAGUGGACAAUGGCAUCCUAGAACACCUGUAUCCCACCAUGGACAGUGGUGAAUGGGACGUGCUGAUUGCUCACUUCCUGGGUGUGGAUCAUUGUGGCCACAAGCAUGGCCCUCACCACCCUGAAAUGGCCAAGAAACUUACCCAGAUGGACCAGGUGAUCCAGGGACUUGUGGAGCGUCUGGAAAAUGACACCCUGCUGGUGGUGGCUGGGGACCAUGGGAUGACUGUGAAUGGGGACCAUGGAGGGGACAGUGAGCUGGAGGUCUCGGCUGCACUCUUUCUCUACAGCCCUACACCCCUCUUCCCCAGCGCCCCACCAGAGGAACCAGAAGCAAUUCCUCAAGUCAGCCUUGUGCCCACACUGGCCCUGUUGCUGGGCCUCCCCAUCCCAUUUGGGAACAUUGGGGAGGUUAUGACUGAACUGUUCUCAGGAGGCGAGGACUCCCAGCCUGACUCCUCUGCAUUAGCCCAAGCCUCGGCACUCCAUAUCAAUGCCCAACAGGUGUCCCGAUUUCUUCACACCUACUCGGCUGCUACUCAGGACCUCCAAGUUAAGGAGCUUCAUCGACUGCAGAACCUCUUCUCCAAGGCCUCUGCUGACUACCAGCGGCUUCUGCAGAGCCCCAAUGAGGCUGAGGCAACACUGCAGACUGUGAUUACUGAGCUGCAGCAGUUCCUUCGAGGAGCUCGGGCCAUAUGCAUCGAGUCUUGGGCCCGUUUCUCUCUGGUCCGCAUGGCAGGGGGUGCUGCUCUCUUGGCUGCUACAUGCUUUCUCUGCCUGCUUGCAUCCCAGUGGGCAACUUCCCCAGCCUUUUCUUUCCGUCCUCUACUGCUGAUGCCUGUGGCCUGGGCCCUUGCUGGGGCCACUCUGUAUGCUGGAUUAUUGACAACUACCAGCCUGAAGCUGGAUCUAGUGGUUCUAGGGGCUGUGGCUGCAGUAGCUUCACUCCUGCCUUUUCUGUGGAAAGCCUGGGGUAGCUGCAGGUCUAAGAAGCCCCUGCCAACCCUGAUUUCCAUCCCUGGGCCUGUCCUUUUACUCUUGCUCAUUCGCUUGGCUACCUUUUUCUCUGAUAGUUUUGUUGUAGCUGAGGCUAGGGCCACCCCCUUCCUUUUAGGCUCACUCAUCUUGCUCCUUGUUGUCCAGCGGCACUGGGAGGGCCAGCUGCUGGUACCUAAGCUGCUCACAAUACCCCGCCUUGGUUCUUCUACCCUAACGGGCCCCCCACGGCACAGUGGUGGAUAUGCCCUGAGGCUUGGCAUUGGGUUGCUUUUAUGUACAAGGCUAGCUGGGCUUUUUCAUCGCUGCCCUGAAGAGACACCUGCUUGCCACUCCUCUCCCUGGCUGAGUCCUCUGGCAUCCAUGGUGGGUGGUCGAGCCAAGAAUUUGUGGUAUGGAGCUUGUGUGGGGGCACUGGUAGCCCUGUUAGUUGCUGUGCGCCUGUGGCUUCGCCACUAUGGUAAUCUCAAGAGCCCUGAGCCCCCUGUGCUCUUUGUGCGCUGGGGGCUGCCUCUAAUGGCAUUGGGCACUGCUGCCUACUGGGCAUUGGUAUCAGGGGCAGAUGAAGCACCCCCACGUCUCCGAGCCCUGGUUGCUGGGGCAUCACUUGUGCUUCCACGGGCCGUGGUGGGGCUGGCUGCUGCAGGCCUCAUGCUGCUGCUCUGGAAACCUGUGACAGUGCUGGUGAAGGCUGGCACAGGUACCCCAAGGACCAGGACUGUCCUCACUCCCUUCUCAGGCCCCCCCACUUCUCAGGCUGACCUGGAUUAUGUGGUCCCUCAAAUCUACCGACACAUGCAAGAGGAGUUCCGGGGACGGCUAGAGAGGACCAAAUCUCAGGGUCCCUUGACUGUGGCUGCCUAUCAGUUGGGAAGUGUCUACUCAGCUGCUAUGGUCACGGCCCUCACCGUAUUGGCCUUCCCACUUCUGCUAUUGCAUGCGGAGCGCAUCAGCCUUGUGUUCCUGCUUCUAUUUCUGCAGAGCUUCCUUCUCCUGCAUCUGCUUGCUGCGGGGAUACCCAUCACCACUCCUGGUCCUUUUGCUGUGCCAUGGCAGGCUGUCUCAGCUUGGGCCCUCAUGGCCACCCAGACCUUCUACUCCACAGGCCACCAGCCCGUCUUUCCAGCUAUACAUUGGCACGCAGCCUUCGUGGGAUUUCCAGAAGGUCAUGGCUCCUCAACUUGGCUCCCUGCUUUGUUAGUGGGAGCCAACACAUUUGCCUCCCACCUUCUCUUUGCAGCAGUAGGUUGCCCACUGCUCCUGCUUUGGCCCUUCCUGUGUGAGAGUCAAGGGCCAAGGAAGAGGCGGCAGCCCCCAGGGAGUGAAGCCAAGGGCAGGGUCAGGCCUGAAGAGGAGGAGGAGGAGGAGGAGGAGGAGGAGGAGGAGGAGGAGGAGCCACUAAUGGAGAUGCGGCUCCGGGGUGCACCUCACCAUUUCAAUGCAGCGCUCCUGCAGCUGGGCCUCAAGUACCUUUUUGUCUUUGGAAUUCAGAUUCUGGCUUGUGCCUUGGCAGCGUCCAUCCUCCGCAGGCAUCUCAUGGUCUGGAAGGUGUUUGCCCCCAAGUUCAUUUUUGAGGCCAUAGGCUUCAUUGUGAGCAGCGUGGGACUUCUCCUGGGCAUAGCUUUAGUAAUGCGAGUGGAUGGUGCUGUGAGCUCCUGGUUCAAAAAACUAGUUCUGGCCCAACAGAGGUAGCCUAGUCUGUGGAUGCUGGCUCCUGGCUACAAAGACAGCUGGAGAAGCACCUGGCCUGGACUAUACAGGUGCUGGAUGAUCUGCAAGAGAGGUUGAGCCUCUACUGCCAUGCAGCAUAGGGGCUGCUGGCUAUAGAACUGUGUUAUUCUAGAAUUCAGUAUCACAGUGGAGCCUGAUCCCUUUCUCCUGAUUUGGCUGCAUCUGAUGGAUAAAGGGGGUGGUCUCCAAAGUGGAAUAAAGUAAUAAUGUAACUA
Heterocephalus glaber (naked mole-rat) is the source of this 4920-nucleotide messenger RNA. It is a transcript of the gene Pigo, whose product is annotated as phosphatidylinositol glycan anchor biosynthesis class O. Gene Ontology annotation, cellular component: endoplasmic reticulum membrane. NCBI's taxonomy places the organism in Eukaryota, Metazoa, Chordata, Mammalia, Rodentia, Bathyergidae. Gene Ontology annotation, molecular function: mannose-ethanolamine phosphotransferase activity. The record is from RefSeq and is a predicted model, not a curated record. Gene Ontology annotation, biological process: GPI anchor biosynthetic process.